AUGAAACCACAGGAAAAGAGCUUAUUAACGCACGAGCUGGCUCUUUGGGAGAAGCAUGCCAAGGGUAAAGGAAGAGAAGAGGACGAAGGGUUGGUUAUGUCCUGGGCAUCAGACACCUUCCGCGCCGUCCCCACAACUCUGAGUCCCAUGUCAACUCAACCCAACGUCCCCCAAGAUAGACACAUAGAGAUCCUUGGCCGGAGCUUGGCUUGUCGUGGUCCUGACGGACAGCUGUCUUUCGAUCUACUACAGGAUAGAGCGGAAGCUUCCCUGGCAGACCCAGACAACAGGCGCUUUUGGGGCGUCAUGAGAGGCACACCAGAGAUUUUCUGGGAGUCUCUCAGGGAGAUUGCGGUUAUGCUGUACUCUGGUAACUAG
Podospora pseudopauciseta is the source of this 378-nucleotide messenger RNA. RefSeq lists its product as uncharacterized. The transcript has 2 exons. Bases 1 to 378 code for a protein of 125 amino acids. The record is from RefSeq and is a predicted model, not a curated record. Lineage: Eukaryota; Fungi; Ascomycota; Sordariomycetes; Sordariales; Podosporaceae.